CUCGCACGGGACUUGACUCUAAUCCAACGCAUUCCACGAUCACCAUGGCUGCCUCAACAUCCGGGAUGGACAUCGACGAGGCUCCAAUUGACGAAGGGCUAUAUUCGCGCCAGCUGUACGUGCUCGGCCAUGAAGCAAUGAAGCGUAUGGCAGCCUCCAAUGUACUCGUUGUAGGUUUGAAGGGUUUAGGUGUUGAAAUUGCAAAGAACAUCGCUCUUGCAGGAGUAAAAUCCGUGUCUGUAUAUGACCCCGAACCGGUGACUUUGGAAGAUCUUGGAACCCAGUUCUUCCUGAGAUCUUCGGAUAUUGGAAAAUCGAGAGCCGAUGCUGCAGCACCUCGGUUAGCGGAGCUCAAUUCUUACGUUCCCGUCCGUAACGUUGGGGGUGUAUCUGGUCAGCCCAUUUCGAAGGACAUUGUAAAGAAUUACCAGGUUGUAGUGCUUUCCGACUCGCCGUUGCAACUCCAGUUGGAUAUCAAUGACUACACGCAUGGAAAUGGGAUCUAUUUCAUCGCUGCCUCCACUCAUGGCCUCUUUGCAUCGGUCUUCAAUGAUUUUGGAGCGAAGUUUACUUGUGUAGAUCCCACUGGAGAACAACCCUUGUCAGGAAUGAUUGUCUCCAUUGAGAAGGGAAAAGAAGCUCUAGUCACAUGCCUCGAUGAAACCCGCCAUGGCCUCGAAGAUGGGGACUUCGUCACCUUUAGCGAAGUCAAAGGAAUGACUGAACUAAAUGCCUGUAAACCCAGGAAAGUCAGCGUGAAAGGGCCCUAUACAUUUACUAUUGGGGAGACCUCGAGUUUCAGCGAGUAUAAAGCUGGCGGGAUCUUCACUCAAGUCAAAAUUCCCAAGAUCUUAGACUUUAAAUCUUUGCGCGAGUCAUUGAAAGCACCAGAAUUUUUCAUAACUGAUUUCGGAAAGUUCGAUCGCCCCUCCUCGAUGCAUGCAGGGUUCCAGGCACUUUCAGCGUUCGAACAGAAGCAUCGGCGUAAACCCGCACCACGGGAUACGAAGGAUGCGACAGAGCUUAUUUCCCUCGCCAAGACAUUCGUUGGUAACGAAGAGCUCAACAAGGAGGUGCUUGAGGAGUUUUCCUUCCAAGCUCGGGGAGAACUCUCUCCAGUAAUCGCCGUCGUUGGUGGAUUUGUUGCUCAGGAAGUGCUCAAAGCGUGCAGCGCCAAGUUUCACCCCAUGGUGCAGCACUUGUAUUUUGACUCAUUGGAAUCUCUCCCAGACCCCAAACCAACUGAGGCGGACGUCAGACCCAUUGGAUCGAGGUAUGACCGUCAGAUUGCAGUCUUUGGGAGGCGUUUCCAGGAGAAGAUCGGGAACCAUCGCCAAUUCCUAGUUGGUUCGGGUGCUAUUGGUUGUGAAAUGCUCAAGAACUGGUCUAUGAUGGGUGUGGGUGUGGGUCCAAGGGGUGUCAUACACGUCACCGACCUCGAUACCAUUGAAAAGAGCAACCUCAACCGCCAAUUCCUCUUCCGUGCUAAAGAUCUGGGAAAAUUCAAGUCAGAAUCGGCAGCCGUGGCAGUGACGGAUAUGAAUCCAGACUUGGCAGGGCACGUUCGUGCAUACCAAGAGGAGGUUGGACCUGCAACUGAGAACAUCUAUGGCGAACAAUUCUUCUCCGGAAUUGACGGUGUCACGAAUGCACUCGACAAUGUCAAAGCUCGGUUGUACAUGGAUCAGCGUUGCGUUUUCUUCUCUAAACCUCUCCUGGAGUCUGGCACCCUGGGAACGAAAGGUAAUACUCAGGUGGUGGUGCCCCACCUUACGGAAUCGUACGGAUCCUCUCAGGACCCGCCAGAGAAGCAAACACCAUCAUGCACCUUAAAGAGCUUCCCUAACGUUAUCCAGCAUUGUAUCGAGUGGAGUCGGGAAGUGUUCAAUGACCUGUUUGUGAAACCUGUCCAAAGUGCCAACUCUUAUUUGUCGGAGCCCGAUUACAUGGAGACAACGCUGAGGCACAGCGGAUCACAGAUAGAGCAGCUCGCUCAGAUCAGGGAUUAUCUGGUUGGCCAUAAGCCUCUGACAUUCGAUGAAUGUAUCACCUGGGCUCGUCUCAAAUUCGAGCACUUCUACAACAACGAGAUUCAGCAGUUGUUAUACAAUCUUCCCGUCGAUGCAGUUACGUCGACAGGACAACCCUUCUGGUCCGGUCCGAAGCGUGCACCAUCCCCAUUGAAGUUCGACCCCGAAAAUAGCAUCCACCUUGCAUACAUAAUUUCAGCUGCUAACCUGCAUGCUUAUAACUAUGGGCUCAAAGGACACGACGAUCUGGCUACCUUCAAAAAAUUAUCCGCAGCUGUCAAGGUCUCUCCCUUUACGCCCAAGGCAGGUGUCAAAAUUCAGGUAAACGAGAAUGAGGCUGUUCCAGAGAACCAGAAUCAAGGCGAGGAUGAUGCAGCCACUAUUGCUGCCUCACUUCCUUUACCUUCUACCCUUGUGGGUUAUCGGCUGAAUCCAGUGGAAUUCGAGAAGGACGAUGAUGCAAAUCACCACAUCGACUUCAUCACUGCUGCUGCCAACCUGCGGGCUUUGAACUACAACAUCGAGCCUGCUACAAGGCACCAGGCCAAGCAAAUUGCAGGGAAAAUCAUUCCUGCAAUUGCAACCACGACAUCACUGGUCACUGGGCUGGUGUGUUUGGAGCUGUAUAAAGUGAUCGAUGGCAAGAAGAGUAUAGACGAUUACAAGAAUGGCUUCAUCAACCUAGCGCUUCCAUUCUUUGGGUUUUCAGAACCCAUUGCGGCGCCAAAGAAGAAGUAUGCCGAGACUGAAUGGACGCUUUGGGACAGAUUUGAGUUCCGCGGCAAUCCAAGACUACAGGACGUCAUUGACUGGUUCAAGAAGCAUCAUAAUCUUGAAGUGGGUAUGGUGUCGUCUGGAGUAUCGAUGCUUUGGUCCGGUUUCAUUCUACCGAAGAAGGUUAGAGGAUUCUAUUGCCUUGCGGAAAGCCAGGAACGCUUGUUGUUGCGAUUUAAGGAGCUUAUCGAGAGUGUCAGCAAAAAGCCAGUCCCGCCACACCAAAAAAAGGUGGUGGUCGAAGUUAUGGUCAGCGACGAGAAUGAUGAAGAUGUCGAGGUGCCAUUCAUUGUCAUUGACCUCGAGUAAGGAUUCGAAAACUUGCUGGGGAGUGUAGAUGUACUGUACACUUUUACCAAUUUCAGAGGACUGGAGAUGUAUGAUGUUUAAAUUCCAAACCUGCUAAAUACAAAACUACAGCGAAAUUGCGAUGCUCGGUACACUGGCAAUACAAUUAUUUGCGAU
Molecule: messenger RNA, 3269 nt
Organism: Cantharellus anzutake
Lineage: Eukaryota; Fungi; Basidiomycota; Agaricomycetes; Cantharellales; Hydnaceae
Product: ubiquitin activating enzyme
Exons: 18
Coding region: 45-3113 (1022 amino acids)
Biological process (GO): DNA damage response; protein ubiquitination; ubiquitin-dependent protein catabolic process
Cellular component (GO): cytoplasm; nucleus
Molecular function (GO): ubiquitin activating enzyme activity
Source: RefSeq, a predicted model, not a curated record